Olea europaea var. sylvestris is the source of this 1776-nucleotide messenger RNA. RefSeq names its product transcription factor bHLH87-like. The record is from RefSeq and is a predicted model, not a curated record. Gene Ontology annotation, molecular function: protein dimerization activity; DNA-binding transcription factor activity. NCBI's taxonomy places the organism in Eukaryota, Viridiplantae, Streptophyta, Magnoliopsida, Lamiales, Oleaceae. Gene Ontology annotation, biological process: regulation of DNA-templated transcription. Bases 462 to 1625 code for a protein of 387 amino acids. The transcript has 2 exons.
AAUAUUAACCCUACAACUGGCUGCAAGCUGCUAAGGUUUGGAGGGGGGAAAAUCUUCAAUAACUUUCUUUAGCAUUUCUUCUUCUUUUUGUUGAGGGUUUAAAUUCUAUUCCUUAAUCAUUAGAUUUUUUGAUAAGUUCAACAGAAUUCUGGCUUCACAUACAGUUGAAGACAUGAAGACGAGUUGGUUGUGCUUGAUUUUGUUAACUAUCUCAUCUAAAAGCUUAAUGUUUUAAAGAAUGUCGAGUGUAUUCAUUUAAAUCUUGUCUUAAAUAUGCCCCUCUUACACAAUUUUCAUAUUGGUUGGUGUUAAGACCUAAAACUUAGGUCUUUUGCGCGACUUUGAUAUCAAUUUAACCAUCUCUUCUGGAGCAGGGUCAUGAGAAUUCAUUCAGAUCUUGCUUCAAUAGAUUAAAUCGUGUUUCUUUCAGGGGAAGCAUUCUACUGAUAUUCUUGAAUCAGAUGGAAAGUUUUGAUUGGAAUUAUUCACCCAGUGUGACUAGGACUUCCUCCAUAUGGAGCAAUCAGCAAUAUGAUGUGGUUCAGCAGCUGAGGCCUGUGUUGGCCACUGGAAUACAUUUUAAUUCGAACUGCAGGAAUCUGUUUCAUCAAGAAGCUGCAAAAUCUGGGCCUGGUUCAAGUUGGAGAGAGAUCAUAAAUGUAGACAUUCCUUGCUCGACGACCCCAAAAAAUGGCCUAAUAACAGCCGAUGUAGGCAUUGGAAGCCAUAGCCAUCCAAAAUCUGCCAUUAAUGGCUUCCAAGAGGUAAAAGCCGGAAGCUCAACAGGAACAGUCUCUCUGGAUUCCUUAGAUUGCUUUCUAUCUACAACCAACAGCCACACAGACACAUCGGUUGAAGACGAUGGAAUUUCCAAGGUUUUUUCUGAUUGCAAGAACUCAUGGAACGAUUUCAGUACUGUUCAUGCAGUUUCAUCUGGAGCACCUGUAUCUCAUGUCUCCAUUGGAAAACAGGAACGCAAUAGCCACAGCCAUACAAACCAGUUCAAAGAGACAUUUUCACAAACACCCACAGAUCAAAAUGUCAACCAACCCAGAUCUUCAAGCAAGAAGCUUUACACUACAAAGAGAAGCAAUGCACAGAGUGAGCUCAAAGAAAGCCCAGCAAAACCCAAGAAGUCCAGAUUAGACAAACAUCCAAAUAUAUCACACAUCAAUUUCCAGCAACAUGUAUCUUCAUCUGAACCCGACUCAGCGGCCAUGGCGCAAAUGAAAGAGAUGAUGUACCGAGCAGCAGCAUUUAAGCCGGUGAAUCUCACCAUGGAGGCCAUGGAGAAGCCCAAGAGGAAGAACAUUAGAAUAUCAACAGACCCACAGACUGUGGCUGCAAGACGAAGGAGAGAAAGGAUAGGUGAAAGAAUUAGGGUUUUGCAGAGGCUGGUCCCAGGAGGUAACAAGAUGGACACUGCAUCAAUGCUUGAUGAAGCUGCUAAUUAUCUCAAAUUCCUCAGAUCACAAAUCAAAGCACUAGAAGAAUUAGGGCACAGUAUGGGAUCAGUGAAUUUCCACCCUACAAAUCUUGCCUACCUUCCAUUCAUAAACUCAUUUGCCAUGCAAACCAAUUUUUGUUUCCAAAACCCUAACCCAAACCACCAUUCCAAGACAUAAGAUGGUAAGUUAAUGAGUAUUUCUAAUUAAUUUUGUAGCCGAAAGUCAAGAUACUUCACAAAAGAACACGAAGAUGAUCAAUCAUACGAGUUCUACAAUUUUCUCAUUGUAAUCCAAGCUUAUUCUCGGUAAAUUUGAACAUUAUAAAUUU